This is a messenger RNA of Gryllus bimaculatus (two-spotted cricket), 928 nucleotides long. The record is from the annotation of a GenBank genome assembly. Lineage: Eukaryota; Metazoa; Arthropoda; Insecta; Orthoptera; Gryllidae.
AAACGCCAGCAGAAGAUAUUCGCAAAUUUUGCCAAAUUAGGGUACCCGACUCCGGAUGGCAGUGGUUUGGUCCAAUGGCCACUGUAUACACUCGAAAAGGAGAGCUACCUAGAUAUGGACCAAGAACUAAGUGCCAAAGACAAAUUGCUAGGUAGAAGAAUCACGUUUUGGCGCAAUCUGGCCAAGAAGUAUAACCCCAGUGAAAUGCCUACUCCCAGCGCCAAAGGAAAGAAACUGAAUUAGUAGAGUAAUAAUUAUAGCAACUAAACAAACAAGAGUCGUACUUGUACAAUAUAGCGUGUACAAUGUUCAAAAUAAAGAGAAAUGUCCUAUAGUUUCUGAUGCUAUGAACCGGUCGAGAGGUGGAAAAACCAGUAGAGCAGGUGACAGGAAUCGAAUUCUAGCUUCCUCCAAUGAGAUCACGGUUUCUUCGCCAAGGGAACUACUCCGCUUAGGGGAUUCCCGGUGUGCUUUUCCAGGCACGCAUAAAAGGUGCGUCCGGACUAGAUUCACCUCAGUACAGUUUAACAAACCUAUUCUUAUACUACAGGCGAAGCAGUAUUCUUGUGAAAAUACCUGCGCUCAACCACCGUUGUCCUAUGCCGGAAUGUGCAGUCCGGCGUGCUAUGGCUGCUGCACUCUGCCUAUUGUCGCGCCCUCCGACCCAAGCAAAGUCCGGCGAGUGGGCUCGUGUCGCGGGCUGGCGCCAGGCCUGUUGCGGGCAAACCGAAGCACGGCCAUACGCGCCUUCGCCACCGUUACCCUUCGAGGCGCACCCGACUCCAGAUGGCAGUGGUUUGGUCGAGUGGCCACUGUAUCAAAAAAAAAAGACGAAGAAAAAAUAAAUAUGGGAGAUUUCCCUGCUCAAUUCGGCCGACUAAAAGAUAUUGUAAUCCAUCCACUACUGUACAUCUGUAUUUAUGCCUAG